CCUGUGAACAUCUCCAGCCACGUCCAGGUGGUCACCCUGCCCCCGGCCUCGGAGACCUUCCCCUCAGGGACCGUGUGCUGGGUGACAGGCUGGGGCGAUGUGGACAAUGGAGUACAUCUCCCACCACCAUUCCCCCUGAAGCAGGUGAAGGUCCCCAUUGUAGAAAACGGCAUUUGUGACACAAACUACCACACUGGCCUGUCCACGGGGGACAAUGUCCAGAUUGUCCGUGAUGACAUGAUGUGUGCAGGAAACAUGAAGAGGGAUUCCUGCCAGGGCGACUCCGGAGGGCCCCUGGUCUGCAAGGUCAACGGCACCUGGUUACAGGCAGGUGUGGUCAGCUGGGGCAAAAGCUGUGCCCAGCCCAACAGACCCCGCAUCUACACCCGAGUCACCUACUACCUGGAGUGGAUCCGUCAGUAUGUCCCCGAGGAACCCUGAGCCUGUCCCUAAGGCUGCCGCUGGCGUCUGCAGAGAAGCCAGGCCCCUCCUGUCCCCUCACCACUGCUUCCUGCCCAGGUGGUGAUCUUCCCAUCCUCCCUGUCCCCUGCCCUGUCCCCUGCCUCUCCAGCUCACACACUGAUCCUCAUUAAAGAGCAUGGAAUACA
Molecule: messenger RNA, 608 nt
Organism: Hipposideros armiger (great roundleaf bat)
Lineage: Eukaryota; Metazoa; Chordata; Mammalia; Chiroptera; Hipposideridae
Product: tryptase alpha/beta-1-like
Exons: 3
Biological process (GO): proteolysis
Molecular function (GO): serine-type endopeptidase activity
Source: RefSeq, a predicted model, not a curated record